Molecule: messenger RNA, 1482 nt
Organism: Volvox carteri f. nagariensis
Lineage: Eukaryota; Viridiplantae; Chlorophyta; Chlorophyceae; Chlamydomonadales; Volvocaceae
Exons: 3
Coding region: 1-1482 (493 amino acids)
Source: RefSeq, a predicted model, not a curated record
AUGGCGGCAGUGGUGACACCACAGUAUGUACGGGAGCUAGCUUCACUGCUCGAUGUUAAAGCGGCUCAUGAAUGGGCGCUUGCGCUUGCCCUUGCAAGCACACCUCUGCCAGAAGGAUGGACAUGCAUGGUGGCUGAUGACGGAAGCGUUUCGUUCAUUCAUGAUGCACGGCCAGAGUCACUUCAGCGGGAACAUCCGCUGCUAGGAAGGGCCCUCCAGGCAUUGGCACGGAUGCGCGCAGACGACGCCGCUGGUAGCGCCGGCAACGGCGGUAGCGGCUCCGGGCCCCAGCUGCUUGGCCCCUUCGAAAACCUGGACUCCCCUGCCGUCGAGUACUUCUUCAUGAACAUCCAAACCGGGGAGGAGGUGCCCGAGUUCGAAUCCCCUCCCAGUGCCAUUAUUCCGCCCCUUCAACAGGAUAUCCGUCAGCUCCUCACAGCAAAUGAACCCUCCUCGACAGCCACCUCCUUACAAAGGGAGCCGCAGCGGGAACACCAGCAGCAGCAGCAGCAACACCAGCAGCAACACCAGCAAGGAGAGGAUUCGAGGGACCUAGCGCCGCAAGGGCCACGACCCACUCUGGCGGCUCCCAGAGCCGAUACGGAUGCGAUACAACGGCCGGAUGCUGAAGCAGGCGGAAUGGCAGCGGAAGCAGAAGCAGCAGCAGCGGCGGAGGCGGAAGGAGGGAAGGGGCCGCUUGGGAGUAGCGGCGGUAGCGCUGCGGCAUCGUACGACCGCGCUGGUUCGGGGACUUAUGCAGGCAUAUCGCCUGUGGCAGCGGACGCGGCGGAGGCGGCGGACGCGGCGGAGGCGGCGGAGGCGGCGGAGGCGGCGGAGGCGGCGGAGGCGGCGGAGGCGGCGGACGCGGCGGAGGCGGCGGACGCGGCGGAGGCGGCGGACGCGGCGGAGGCUCCUCUCGAAGCUUCUGAGGACCAGCGUCCAGGCGGUCUCCCGGGCUCGCGUUCGGCAUCCCUGUCGGAUCGCAACUCUCGGCCCAUCCCGGCGACGGCGUCGUCGUCUGCAUUGCGCGGCAACGGAGGCGCUGCCGGUGGCGCGGCGCUCGGAUCCCCACAACGCGGCACCGGAAGCCCCCAAGCGGCGAAGCAGCCAAGCCGGGAAGGCAGCGGCAGGAGCGUUGGCAGCGGACCGGGAACGACCAACCGGCCUCUGCCGCCAGACGCUGCUGCUGCUGCUAUUGCUGCUACAGCAUACACUUCACGCCCCGCAUCUGCUGCGUCUUCUCCCUCCUCCGCAGCGGGGGCGGCGCCGGCGGCGCUGCGCGCCACUGCCCCUGACGCUGCCGCCGUCGUCGCCCCCACCGCUAGCUCCCAGAGCUUGGGUCAUACGAGCUCAUUAGGGUACGGAGAAGAGGACGAUGUGUCCGCAAUGACCCGCCCGCCCCCUCCGUCCACCAUACCCCCCACCGCUAGGGACCUCGCGCUGAUCCCUAGCCUAUCUUGGCCACGUCUUGCUGCUACAUGA